UUUCUGUGCCGGAAUAAUGUCCGGGCGGUAGUGCCAUCAGAAAAAUGGUAUCGCCUUUUUUAAAACAGGCAUGGACAGUAUCAGCGGUGCUGGUCAACAUGGUGGCACAAGGCAUGCUGCUCAGCUACGCCACCUGCCUUCUGCCGGCGGUGCAAGCUCCUGACUCUCCUAUAAAGACCGACUUGGAUACCGCAUCUUGGCUAUCUUCUUCAGUUGGAAUAGCAGGGAUCCCGGGCAUGUUACUGUCCUCGGUGCUCAUGGAUGUGUACGGGAGGAAGGUAGCCCACUUCCUAGUUAUAAUUCCAGGAGUUGUCGGAUGGAUCCUGAUGUACUUCGCCAAUAACGUCCUGGGGCUCAUGAUCGGAAGAAUAUUGGGAGGGAUAACAGCCGGCGCCACAGUAGCCCUAGGUGCUAUCGUCAUCGGAGAAUACUCAGCCCCAAAAUACCGAGGAAUGUUCCUCAAUCUGAAAACAGCUGCAGUCUGUUUAGGAGGAAUGAUCGUCCACAUUUUAGGUCACUUUUGUCAUUGGAGAACUGUUGCGUUGUACGCACUGAUACCAUCCACCGCUGCUCUAAUAAUAAUCUGUACAUGGCCUGAAAGUCCAGCCUGGUUGAUCUCAAAACAGCAGUAUGAGAGGAGCGAGGUCACAUUCUACUGGCUUCGAGGGAAGACUGAAGAGUCUCACAAAGAAAUCGAAAUGAUGAUUAAGGCACAAAUGGGGAAUAUGUCCAAACAGGUUGGGAAACAAAAAAUGAUGGAUAGAACUAUGGAGUUCCUGAGGAAAUUCACCAGGAAAGACUUCUUGAAACCGCUUUUCAUCGUGAUCGUUGGAGGAAUGUUGCUGGAAUCGUGCGGUAGGCAUUGGUUUCCGGCGUACGCACUCCAAAUCAUUGGUGAAAUCACGGGCAGCAAAUCACAAUCAUUCUACUAUACUUUGUGCAUUGACGUCAUCAUCACUACGAGUGCUGUCUGCUCCUCUAUUCUAGUCAAAAUCAUGAAGCGGCGGAUGCUGUUGUUCUCAACCGGUUUUGCUGCCUUCUUCGUCCUGAUGAUUGUCAGUACGUACCUCUUUCUCAUGAGUAGAGACUUGGUUCCCAAUAAUCAUCCAUGGAUACCUAUAUCUUUGUCAGUAGUUUACUUCAUUCUUGCAAAUUUGGGCUGUACACCUAUACCCUUAGCUUUGCUGGGCGAAUUGUAUCCUUUAGCCCAUAGAGGAGCAGGAUCAGCGGUCUCAGGUGUAUGGCUUUCGAUAGGUCUGAUGCUCGGUCUUCAACUAACACCUCAUUUUAUGGUAAGCUACAAAGUCUAUGGCACUUUUGCGAUCUUUGGAGUUAUAAUGGGGAUCAGCUUGGUCAUCUUAUACUUUAGUUUGCCAGAAACUAAAGACAGAACUCUGCAAGAAAUAGAAGAUUAUUUCAAUUUUGGUAAAUUCAUGGACGAUAAUAUGGAUUGUGAUGACGAAACGAAAGUUAAAAUGAUGGAAAAGGUGUAGUUGUGGAUCUGUAUUGAUUCUGAUGAAUCUGAUGAUUAUAUGUGUUCAGUUUUUGCUGUAUAUAAUAAAUAAGUUGUAGAUAAUAUUGUACCGUAAUGUAAAUAUGCUUAUGAUAUAAGUUAUAUUUUUGUGUAUAGAUAAUUUACCAUUUUGAUUAAUUAUAUGAUAAUAAACUAGAACCUAUAUUUGUAUUCUAAUGAUAAUAAUAACUUACAAUCUGCCUUUUUUCAUUGAUUACUUCUAUUUAAGUUAUAUUUGUAUAGUAUUUACUGCUUCUGUGACAUAGUUUUAUUACGGUAUGACUGCAUUUUGAGGUCUUGGUUACGAUACUCGAGCCGGGAGUGAUUUUGAGGUUUUCUCAGUAACAGCCCGGAGUCUGAAAUUUGUGCUCGAUAUGGCGAUAAGCUCCCCCGAUCAUAUCAUGGGACGGCAUAUGUACGGCAGAGGGUGGGUGCUCCUUUGGGGAUAAAAGGCGUCCUUGAAUAGCAAAAAUCAUUCAUGAAUAACGUGUAGUUAUACCAAAAAUCUCAGUUUUACUUUUAUGAUUAUUUGGUCGUGAGUGUAUUUCUGAUUGCAAGUGUGAUGUUACGUGCGACGAAUUCUCUAGUAAUAGUAAUGGUAUUAGGUUGCGUAAUAUUUAUUUUUUAUUGAUAUUUAUUUUGUUAAAAACUUACACUUUCUUUUACAUCUACUGUUGGAAUAACUUAUUGUAAAGUGUUAUUUCCAAAAAGAUGUGUUUUCAUUUAGUAACGCAAUGUUAAAAUCACCCUGGAUACAUUUGUAAUACAUUGUUAUCGGCCCAAGCUAUUGAAUUUUAUAAUAUGUAUGUGUAUACCUUAAAGGUGCUCACUACUUAGUAAAAAAGUUCUUCACUCAGUCAAUCGGACUAUAGGAACUAAUACCCUUUGCGCUCGUCCUUGCUCCUUGAACAAAAUCCUACAUGAAUACCCGAUUAUUAUAAGUAUUUAGUUAUUAUGCACUCGUAGUUAAUUGUGACCCCCUAGCAACAGUCUUGAUUAUUCGUUCCAUACAUUUACCGCACACAAUUACGGGCGAGAGUAUGCAAACAUUUACAAAUAAUUAUUUUAAAAUAUAUAUUUUUUUUUUAUAUAUUUCGCGACAAAUUAAAGGCUUUUAUAAGUAAAUUAUCGAAACAUAUUCGUAAAUAAUUUAUUUUUUCGGUAUAUUUUACUUUACUAUGUUUUCUGUUCACACAACGUCAUAUAAUUUGUAAAUGCUAUGUGUAGCUAUUACAGGCAUAUAUAUCAGCUACAACACCUUAUAACUUUGUUUAUGUAUAAUUGUAUGUAUCAAUAUUUUUGCCGUUGAUAUACCUUUUAAUAAAUAAAAAAAAUUGGGCUUGUUUGAUAAUUUUAAACUACCAAAA
Manduca sexta (tobacco hornworm) is the source of this 2880-nucleotide messenger RNA. RefSeq names its product facilitated trehalose transporter Tret1. Gene Ontology annotation, biological process: transmembrane transport. Gene Ontology annotation, cellular component: membrane. The record is from RefSeq and is a predicted model, not a curated record. Lineage: Eukaryota; Metazoa; Arthropoda; Insecta; Lepidoptera; Sphingidae. Gene Ontology annotation, molecular function: transmembrane transporter activity. The coding region runs from base 45 to 1493 and encodes 482 amino acids. The transcript has 3 exons.